AAAAAAAAAAGGCCCCCCCAAAAAAAUCGGGGAGAGUGUGGGGAAGCUCGAAGAGGAGAGAGAAACAACCUCUCGGCCACUUUGCAACAUUCCUAUAGCCAAAAUAAUCACUGAAGGAAGUUUCUUUUUUUUUUGUUUUGGUGUUUUUUUUUUUUCUUCUGCUCGUGUUGAUCUCUCUGCGUUAUUGUUAUUUGCAGCCAGUUUAUUUUUGAGCCCACCCAACCCCCCCCUCCCCACUUGAACCUCCCUGAAAAGUCAAAGCAGAGAGACAGUGAAUAUUUUUGGGGCACAUUUUUAUUAUUAUUAUUUGCAACUGAGAAGAUCUCUUCCCCUUUUCCGUACCAGCCUCUUUUUUUUUUUUUUUUUCCUCCCUUCUCUCCCCCCCUUUUUUUUUUCUUCUUCCCCCUGCGCUGAUGCUGAAGGGGGUGUUUUUGAUGUGGUUGCUUUGGUGGUGAUCGUCGCUGACUUUCCAAAGAGGGUGUUUUCGCCGCUGCUGCUGCUGCUUCUCUCCGCGUUGUGUGUGUGCGCGCGUGCUUUUUUUUUGGUUGCUGCAUCGACGCUGGGAAGAUGCUUCUGGAUGCUGGACCGCAGUAUCCCGCCAUAGGAGUCACUACCUUCGGAUCCUCUCGCCACCACUCCACGGCCGAUGUCACGGACAGAGAAGUGGGGCUGGGGAUCAACCCCUUCGCCGACGGCAUGGGCGCUUUCAAAAUCAACCCCAGCACCCACGAACUGGCCUCGGCCGGCCAGACCGCCUUCACCUCGCAGGCUCCCGGCUACGCGGCGGCGGCCCUGGGGCACCACCACCACCCGACCCAUGUCAGCUCCUACUCCAGCGCCGCCUUCAACUCCACCCGGGACUUUCUAUUCCGCAACCGCGGCUUCGGGGAGGCGGCGGCCGCCAGCGCUCAGCACAGCCUCUUCGCCUCCGCCGCCGGCAGCUUCGCCGGACCCCACGGACACACGGAUGCCGCCGGACAUAUACUUUUCCCGGGGCUGCACGAGCAAGCCACCAGCCACGCUUCGCCUAACGUGGUGAACGGGCAGAUGCGCCUGGGCUUUUCGGGAGACAUGUACGGCAGACCUGACCAGUACGGCCAGGUCACCAGCCCCCGCUCCGAGCACUACGCCUCGACCCAGCUGCACGGCUACGGCCACAUGAACAUGAACAUGGCAGCUCACCACGGGGCAGGGGCCUUCUUUCGUUACAUGAGGCAGCCCAUCAAACAGGAACUCAUCUGUAAGUGGAUUGAGCCUGAGCAAUUGUCAAAUCCCAAAAAGUCCUGCAACAAAACUUUCAGCACGAUGCACGAGCUGGUGACUCAUGUCACAGUGGAGCACGUUGGAGGACCCGAGCAGUCCAAUCACAUAUGUUUCUGGGAAGAAUGUCCAAGAGAAGGGAAACCUUUCAAGGCCAAAUACAAACUUGUAAAUCACAUCAGAGUCCACACAGGUGAAAAACCUUUCCCUUGCCCUUUCCCAGGCUGUGGCAAAGUCUUUGCCAGAUCAGAGAAUCUCAAAAUACACAAAAGAACUCAUACAGGUGAAAAACCAUUUAAGUGUGAGUUCGAGGGCUGUGACAGGCGCUUUGCGAACAGCAGUGACCGCAAAAAGCACAUGCAUGUGCACACUUCCGACAAGCCCUAUCUCUGCAAAAUGUGUGACAAGUCCUACACGCACCCCAGCUCCCUCAGAAAGCACAUGAAGGUCCAUGAAUCAUCCUCGCAGGGGUCCCAGCCUUCUCCAGCCGCCAGCUCAGGCUACGAGUCCUCCACCCCUCCAACCAUCGUGUCUCCAUCCACAGAAAACCAGACUGCCAGCUCCUUAUCCCCUUCCUCCUCCGCAGUCCACCACACGUCCAGCCACAGCACGCUUACAUCAAAUUUUAACGAAUGGUACGUCUAAACCGCUAAAACAAAACAACAAAAAACACAAACCGAAACAAAACAAAAAAGCCCCAAGCGAGCAAACAAAUACCCUAUUUAAAGACUCCAAAAAUAAUGAACACUUUGAAAUAAGAAUUUAAAUGAGCAAACAAAAAUAAAAUGCUGCCAGUAGACCCAGGACUGAGUAAUAUGAAGACUUCAUUUAAAAAAAA
This is a messenger RNA of Dryobates pubescens (Downy woodpecker), 2098 nucleotides long. Its product is annotated as zinc finger protein ZIC 1. Lineage: Eukaryota; Metazoa; Chordata; Aves; Piciformes; Picidae. Gene Ontology annotation, biological process: central nervous system development; regulation of transcription by RNA polymerase II. The record is from RefSeq and is a predicted model, not a curated record. Gene Ontology annotation, molecular function: DNA-binding transcription factor activity, RNA polymerase II-specific; RNA polymerase II cis-regulatory region sequence-specific DNA binding. Gene Ontology annotation, cellular component: nucleus. The coding region runs from base 568 to 1905 and encodes 445 amino acids. The transcript has 3 exons.